GCUGAGCGCCAUGCUGUCCGUGCGGAGGGCGCGGAGGAGGGUGCGGAUGGGCCCCGCCUGCGCCCCGACCCCGGACCCCGCCCCCGCCCCGGACCCCGCCAACGCCGACUGGAUGGGAGGCCUCCCGCUCGCACUCUGCGCCACGCCCCUGGCCCACCUCGCCAUCCCAGGUUCCCACGACUCGUUCAGCUACUGGGUGGACGAGAAGUCCCCGGUGGGGCCCGACCAGGCCCCGGCCGUGACGCGUCUGGCCCGGAUCUCCCUGGUGAAGAAGCUGAUGAAGAAGUGGUCGGUGACCCAGAACCUGACCUUCCGGGAGCAGCUGGAGGCGGGCAUCCGCUACUUCGACCUACGGGUGGCGUCCAAGCCGGGGGAGGCCGGCCGGGAGAUCUACUUCGUCCACGGGCUGUUCGGGAUCCGGGUGUGCGACGGGCUGGCGGAGAUCGGCGCCUUCCUGGCCCAGCACCGGCGGGAGGUCGUCUUCCUGGACUUCAACCACUUCUACGCCAUGGAGGAGGCUCACCACGACUACCUGACGGGCUGCAUCCGGGAAGCCUUCGGGCCCCGCCUCUGCCCACCUCGGAGGGUGGAGGACAUCACCCUGCGGGCCCUGUGGGAGCAGCGCUGCCAGGUCCUCGUGUUCUAUCACUCACCCCUGGCCAAGCAUCACCCAUUCCUGUGGCCGGGCACCAGGAUCCCGGCGCCGUGGGCGAACACCACCAGCGUGCGUAAGCUGCUUCUCUUCCUGGAGACCACCCUGGGGGAGCGGGCCCCCCAGGGCACCUUCCACGUGUCCCAGGCGAUUCUCACCCCCCGGGUCAAGACGAUUGCCCGAGGCCUGGUGGGAGGCCUGAAGAAUACACUGGUUCACAGGAACCUCCCCGUGAUCCUGAGCUGGGUGAAGACCCAGAAACCGGGAGUCCUCGGGGUGAACAUCAUCACCUCCGACUUCGUGGAUCUGGUGGACUUCGCCGCGACGGUCAUCGAGUUGAACAACCUCCUUUUACAAGGGGACCGGGCUCUGGCCAAAUGUUGACCUGGCUUCUGUCGGCCUGAAGCGGCGGUUCCCCCGCUGGGUUGGGGCCACGAUGCUCCCGUCCCCCCCGGCCGGGCGGGAUCCCGGGAUUGGAUGAGAAGACGCCGUUUCUCCAACUGUCGGGGUUGUCCGGGAGCCAGUCGGGGUGUUUCCGGGAUUGUCGCGGUGCCCGGGGAGGAGCCGGCCAUCGGGUUUCCCUUGUUGCGAGUUUGAGGCCCACCUUCCAAGCCAUUCUUCCCAGCGGUCCUGGCUCCGCCUCGGUGGGACUUGGGGGUCCGACAACCCGACCUCGGGGCACCGGCAGGAGGUCCCCCGCCCCCAGCUCCGAAUGGACCUCUCUGCUGCCGCUGCUGCGUCCCACGUCUCAGCGAGGCCCGGGGACCCCAGCGUGAGUCCCGUGAUUGAUGGAUGAUGGUUGGAUUCGCUGCUGCUGCUUCUCGGCCAGGUGGGGCCCGACGAGGUCUCACUGCAGCCGCUGGGCUGAUUUCUUCGGGCCACCUGGCCCGGCCCGGCCCUCCAGAGCUGCCGGUGGUUCUCCGUUUGAGCACGGCCCCCGUCCUCUGUGCCGGGAUCCUGGAGAAGGCAGGGCUGACCGGGGGCAUCGUCGUCCUCCACGUUAGGAGGACUCGAGGCCUCCCACCCCAGUUCCUCCUCCCCAGCCUCAACCUCUCCUCCCCCACCAGACUCCACGGUGCCAGGGAGGCACCAGGUCCGGAAGGUGAGAUCGGCCGCUGUCGAGCAGGGUCUUCAAACCGGAUCCUGGUCGUCCCGGGUUGCCCUGCCCCCCGCCAAGAAGGGUCUUUGAACCAGGUCCUGGGGAUCCCGGGUUGCCCUAACCGGCCAGGCCUGGAAGCUCUGCCCUCUGCCCCAACGCCCCUUGAUUCAGUCCCGUGCCCGACCAGCGAGCACAAGACAUCCGUUCCAGGGACGCCAGACCUUCGGCCACCAGAAGAAGACCACCAAAGCCAACCCUCCAGGCCACCAGACUACCUCGGAGAUGUGAGAUCUGCCUGUGCCCAUCAGAGGGCCUUCCCGGCCUCACCUCCCCCUCGGUCCCUUUCUGCCCGUCGGUGUCGUUGAAGGUCACAGCCGGAGGACAGUGAACCUGUCUUGGGCCGUUGGCGGAGGAGAAAACCUUCCCGUUGAUUGAUUUGUGUUUCCGUGGCCGCUCUGUGUCCCGGCUCUACAGGGUCCUCGUGGGGGUGGGGCGCUUUGGGGGGCCCCGGGAUGGGCUUACUGGGAACCCUCUGUCCAGGGUUGUGCUACUGGGCCCCGGCCCGGAAGCCAGCCGUGAGCGGAGACAGGGUGGGAGACGGUGGGCGGAUGCUUUGGGACUCACAAUCCACCUGCUCACAGAUCGGGUGUGUGCUGGGGAAUUCCAGGCACCUGUGUCACCCCCCUCCACCCUCCCCACGUCCGGGUCCAGGCAAUCUCCAUCCUGUCGGUGUUAGAAACGGCUAGUGGCCUCUCUGUGCUCCCCAGAAGCCCCUCCGUCCCAGCCACCACUCUAGUGCUGAGCCAGCCCCUGGGGCUUGAGCUCCCCGGCCCCGAGAGGUCAGCGCCCAGGGGUCCCUUCCGUGGGCCGCGGCCGGGAGAGGAGAGAGGGCAACCUCAAAGGCCUUGUCUUCCCUCCCAGCUUGCCAGCCAGGACUCAGAGCCGGGUGGGCCUGCCCUAUCCCGGCCCUCCGUGAUGAGUCCUGGCCCUGCCGUGCCCAGCGAUGGUGUCAGAUGUGCCCGAGGACCCCAGAGGGCCCUUCCGCCCUCCCUCUCGCUCGUUGAUAUUUCCGCGAGCAACUGGGAUCGAUUGGCGGCUUCUUUGCAGGUUCUAAUGCGUGAGAGGCCAGUCCGGAAACACACCCGGCAGCCCAGGAAGCAGCUCGCGGCCUUGCUGGAGGGGAGUCAGCCAGUCCCGUCUGGGUUCCGGGGCCGGGGAAUCACGGACGGGGACCGCUCGGUGCUAAACAGGGAGCUAGAACCCAAUGGACAGACCCUCGCUGAGAGAGGGGAACUGGCCUACCUCAGUGCCCCUCUACGCAAGCUCUGGCCCAGCCCCACCCGACAGGGUUGCUUCCCACCGAGACCCCCACCCCCUCAAACCCGGCUUCCCGGGUCUCGACGCCGGCCGGACACCGGAGAUCGCGGUCCCGGUGUCUGUGGCAACCGGCUCCGACGCCCUUGACCCUGCAGAGCGGAGAGCCCGCUCCAGCUUCAGGGGAAACCCCGUCGGGUGGGUGAUGCCCUGGGCCAUUUUAAAACCCACUCCCAUCUCAGCGUGCGUGGAUUUAGUGGUUGGAUUCUGGGUGAUUUAUUUGUAUUUAUUUACCUAUUUAUUUAUUUAUUUGUAGCUAUACUGUUCUCUCUCUCAAGAGUGAUAUAUAUUCAUGAAUUUAUGGUGACCAUCUCCUCAUUUAGAGUAGAAUUCCCUAAAGGGCAGGGAUUGUACCUUCAUCUUCUUCUGCAGGUCCUUCAAGGGCUCGGUAGGGCCGGGCACGCAACAGGAGCCUGGACGACACCUCUGUUGUCCAGUGGCCCAAACUCCUAGUAUUGUUUCAUUCAGGAGGGGCUCAAGAAGUCCCCUCCCUCCCCCUAGGAAACACUCCCCAGGCCGCGCUCCGAACACAAGGAGGUCCACCCUGCCUGCCAUUUCGAUCCUAAUGGCGGGCCAGUGCUUAGUACAGUGCUUGGCGUAGAGUAAGCACUUAAAUACCAGUUGGAGUAGCAAUUGUAUUUAUCAUGCACUCAGCCUGUAAAGAGCACUGUACGAAGUGCUGGGAAAGAGUGCACAGGAGGGAACUAGACACAGACUUUGUCCCUCAAGAGGCUCACGGUCUAUGAACUCCCAUGAUGAUGUACUCUCCCAAGCGCUCAGUACAAUGCAAAAAUGGCCUAGAGACAACAGAGGAAGGAGGAAGGAUGGAUUUUGAUUGAUUCUCCAAGAGCCUGAGGAAGAGGUAACCUCUGAGUUUACUUGCCUCACUCCCCUGGAGUCCCUGGAUUCCUUCAGAAGCAGAAAUCCUUCCCCUUCUUAUCUUCCGCUCCGCCUGGGUUUGCCAAGCCCCCAGAGACCCCAACUCUACCGGACGCUCAUUAAUCUGGUUAAAAACUGCCCAUGUCCAAACCCUGGGUCCGUGUGUGAGGUGCUGUGGACUGUAGCUGUCCACGAGAGCCUUGCCCUAAUGCUGGGACCGUCAGUCGUAUUUAUUGAACGUUUACUGAAUGCAGAGCACUGUACUAAGCGCUUGGGAGAGGACAGAAUAACAAUGAACGGAUACGUUCCCUACCCACCAUGAGCGGCCUGACAGGGAUGGGGAAGUUUGGGUGUCCUCCCGGCUGGCCCAUUCCCCCUCUUCCCGUUCUUCCCAAGCUGGGGUCUUGACCUCCGGGGCCCCGGCCCGGCUGCCUAAAGACCUCAGUAACCGACUGCAGCUUUGUCUGCCCUGCCCUGAGAAGUCAUCUGUUCUCAUCCCCAAAGUUUCCCUCCAGAACCGGUCCGGCUCAUCCCCGGACCCAAGAGUCCGGCUUCUCCCCACCAGCGCUCCGGUGCCAAGAGCUGCGGGAGACGGGGUAGUCUAGUGGCCAGCUGGAGUUCCAGGUCCCUGCUCCAUUUGGGCGUUUCCAGAGUCCCCAGGCCCUCAAUCAAGCCGACGCAUUUGUCGAGCGCUCACUGUGCGCAGGGCACCAUACUGAGCGCUUAGGAGACUACAAUACAACAGACACAUCCCCUGCCCAGGGUAAGCUUCAGUCAAGGGCCCAUCUAUCUACCGCUCUUUCGCCGCCAGCAGUUCCCAGCCGGUCUUCUCCCCUGACCCUUCGGCGGUAGCCCCGAGCCCGAAAGGCACCCGCCCGGAGCUAGCCGGCCGCCCCAUUUCGGUAGUCGAAGGGCCCACGGGAAGCACGGCAUUUGGGAAGACGGGGUCAGCCCGGGCAAGCGUUUCCCCUUUAGGAUUUGCCCACGGUCGCUCCUACUCCGACUCCUGUUCCGCAGGAUCCCGCCUGCACCGUGGGUAGAACCUGCUGUGCCCCGCCGUCACAUCCCGAGCCCCGGGUUCAAUUUCCAAAAACACCGAGAGUGGGAAAAACAAAACGGGUUCGAUCGGGAGGAUUCAUGUAACGGAGCAUGCAUGAUAAUAGAUGUCGUAACCGUGUCCAACCCCAGUCUGAUGUCCCGGUGACCUGCACGUUUUUAGUCAACGAAUAAAGAAACGACCGAGUUCACAUUUGAAAUCCAAAGGCGGCGGACAAGCCGCCGGUCAGUAAAUGCUUUCUGUGGUUCAAGUGCGUUCCGUUGGCCGCGGUCCUCCGGGAAGUCAUUUGUUUUGUUCGGUUUGCUUGGAAACGUGACCCAGCUGAACGGGUGCACUCAAAGUCGGGUGCCUUCCGGCCACGAUACCUCAUGUGACUGUGAAAAUAGGUUUUUUGCCGGCUCUAGUCUAACUCUUGUUGUUGUACUCGACUUGAACUCCAUGAAGAAGCUGUGACUCUGACAAUAAAACCUUGGCACACACAGUA
Molecule: messenger RNA, 5545 nt
Organism: Ornithorhynchus anatinus (platypus)
Lineage: Eukaryota; Metazoa; Chordata; Mammalia; Monotremata; Ornithorhynchidae
Gene: PLCXD2
Product: phosphatidylinositol specific phospholipase C X domain containing 2
Exons: 4
Coding region: 11-1036 (341 amino acids)
Biological process (GO): lipid metabolic process
Molecular function (GO): phosphoric diester hydrolase activity
Source: RefSeq, a predicted model, not a curated record